Molecule: messenger RNA, 1049 nt
Organism: Lotus japonicus
Lineage: Eukaryota; Viridiplantae; Streptophyta; Magnoliopsida; Fabales; Fabaceae
Product: deSI-like protein At4g17486
Exons: 4
Coding region: 129-785 (218 amino acids)
Biological process (GO): protein deubiquitination
Molecular function (GO): deubiquitinase activity
Source: RefSeq, a predicted model, not a curated record
GAAAAUGAAUGAAACCAUUUAUAUAUUUCCUUGUGUUUUGAAGAUUUGCAAGGUUUCCUUCCGUUGCCCCCAAUGAAAUCAUAGAGAGAGAUAGAGUUGGAUAUUAAUCCAUUCUUCAUCUCUGGAAAAUGGGGACAAAGAGCAACUCCAAUUCCUCUUCUCAUUCUAAUAAAGCCAAUGACACCAACACGCGUCUUGUGUUGAAUGUGUACGAUCUCACCCCUCUCAACAAUUACUUAUAUUGGUUUGGAUUAGGAGUCUUCCACUCUGGCAUUGAAGUACAUGGUAAGGAGUAUGGAUUUGGAGCACAUGACUACUCAUCAAGUGGAGUAUUUCAAGUGGAGCCAAGGAAGUGCCCUGGAUUUAUGUACAGAUGUUCUAUCACUCUAGGUCAAGUAAAUAUGCAUCCUUCUGAGUUUCGAACAGUUGUCGAAAAUUUGGCUAGUGAGUAUCAUGGGGAUACCUAUCACCUAAUAUCUAAGAACUGCAAUCAUUUUACCAAUGAUGUCUCAUGCAGAUUAAUCGGAAAACGAAUACCAGGUUGGGUGAAUCGGCUUGCUAGGCUAGGCUCUUUGUGCAGCUGUCUACUUCCUGAAAGUGUUCAAGUAACUACAGUUAAACAAGUACCUGAGUACCAUGAGUGUUCAGAAGAUGAUGUUUCAGGGUCUCUUACUCCCACGAAUUGUGAAUUGGCAGAAUUAGAUGACGACCAUGAAAAGCGUCUUCUAUCGCCCCUGGCUGGAAAAGAUGAUGUUUCUUUUGUUAAAGAGACGCGAGUAAAAUGAAUCCAACGUGUUUCCUUUAGUAUUUUGUCCAUGGAUUUUCGCAAAAUUUCUUGGUUUUCAUUUGUUGUCUGAAGGUUUUUCUGUCUGGUCAGUGAUUGUGUAUUGGGGGAAAGAGGCAGUUUAGUUGCUUGUGUACUAGGGUCUUUAUUCUUUAGAGUAAUUGAUGGUACUCUUAGCCCGGUACAUAACAUCCAUGCUCAGAAACUGUUGACAUAUGGACAUUCUUUAAGAGUAUAUACGCCGGCCAGCUUGUUACAGAUAGAA